Molecule: messenger RNA, 882 nt
Organism: Penicillium longicatenatum
Lineage: Eukaryota; Fungi; Ascomycota; Eurotiomycetes; Eurotiales; Aspergillaceae
Product: DUF2011 domain-containing protein
Exons: 3
Coding region: 1-882 (293 amino acids)
Source: RefSeq, a predicted model, not a curated record
AUGUUUGAUUUCCCAGAGGCCAAGCGCGUGCGCCGCGAUGAGGUUCGGCCCCGGGCUUCGUCUCGCUCACCGUCCCCAGUCAACGAAUCCAUUCUGCAAGAUGCUCAUACCCGUCUAGGGAAACUGCUUGACCUGGAUGGACUGCUCGAAGCCAGCACGACCGUGAAUAUUCCCGAAGAUACUCCUGAACAAGCAGGUGGUGAGGACGAUGAACAAGAGUUCGAAUUCCGGUUAUUCAGCGCCCCGGCAAAUUUCAAUACCGCACAAACCUCCGGAGAAGAAGCUGGCGAGUCAAAUAAGGUCAGUACAGGGGUACAGAGGCUGCGCAUCAGAUUGCGAUCCCCGACGCCGGGCGAUCCCUCUGAUGGUCGGUUUGUGAAGGCUUCCCGUGGGUGGCAGUAUUACUUUUCCACUCCUUCACUAUGGAGUUCCAGUGUCGAACUGGAAGACCAGACCUCUCAGUCGGAAAAGCGAGAGCAAAUUGAAGAUAUGGCCGUGACAGGCGAGCACAUACUGACCUGGGCCAAGUCACAGCCAUGGCCUGGCUGUCAUAUUCCGUGGAGAGUAAUUCACCUGAAACGCCAUCAAACAAAACUGCCUCGAAAAGAUAAAGACGUUCCUGUCUACGUGAUUGAGGGCGAACCACCAUCGAAAUCCCCCAAAACUCGCAAGAAGCCGGGGAAAAAGCGACGUCUUUUGCUCCGCAAGCGAGCUGUUGCGGCUCAGAUGGCUAAAGAUACAGAGGCUGAAAAGCGGACCCGCAAGAAUCGCGAGCGCAAGAUCAAACGUCGCCAGAAGGCGCGGGAGCAAAAGGCUGCUGCUGGUACGGCUGGUGACACCCUAAUGGUAGACGCUGAUGGAGCUUCUUCAGAAGAUGAUUGA